Messenger RNA from Centropristis striata (black sea bass), 3828 nucleotides. Its product is annotated as mucin-2-like. Bases 99 to 3329 code for a protein of 1076 amino acids. Gene Ontology annotation, cellular component: cytoplasm; nucleus. Gene Ontology annotation, biological process: protein phosphorylation; intracellular signal transduction. The record is from RefSeq and is a predicted model, not a curated record. The transcript is spliced from 11 exons. NCBI's taxonomy places the organism in Eukaryota, Metazoa, Chordata, Actinopteri, Perciformes, Serranidae. Gene Ontology annotation, molecular function: ATP binding; MAP kinase activity.
CACACACACGGACGGAGGCGACACUAACUGAACGGUACUCCGGUUUGUUUACGUCGUUAACGGAAGUUGACCGAUAAAGGAUCCAGCUGACGAGUGUGAUGGAGCGCUACGAGUCCCUGGGUCUGGUCGGGGAGGGUAGUUACGGCACCGUGCUGAAGUGUCGUCACCGAGACUCGGGACGCCUCGUCGCCAUCAAGAAGUUCAUGGACUCAGACGACGACAAGACGGUGAAGAAGAUCGCCCUGAGGGAGAUCAAGCUGCUGCGGCAACUGCGGCACGAUAACCUGGUGAACCUCCUAGAAGUGUGGAAGCGUCGCCGCCGCUGGUAUCUGGUGUUCGAGUUUGUGGAGCGAACGCUUCUGGACGAUCUGGAGCAAAACCCAAGCGGACUGGACCAGAACACCAGCCGCCAGUACCUGUACCAGAUCCUGAGGGCUGCCGCCUUCUGCCACCAACAAAAUAUCAUCCACAGGGACAUCAAACCAGAGAACAUACUCAUCUCUCAGGGGGGCGUGGUUAAAAUGUGCGACUUUGGCUUUGCCCGGACUAUGACAUCAGCCGCUGAGGGCGGAGUCUAUACGGACUAUGUGGCCACUCGCUGGUACAGAGCACCUGAGUUACUGGUGGGAGACACCAAGUACGGCAAACCAGUAGACGUGUGGGCUGUUGGUUGUCUGUUAUUAGAGAUGUUAACAGGUCAGCCUCUAUUCCCCGGAGACUCGGACCUGGACCAGAUUUACCACAUCGUCAGGUGCUUCGGAAACCUGACAGCUCAUCAUCAGGAGAUGUUCUACAGGAAUCCUGUCUUUUCUGGAGUCAGACUGCCUGAAUAUUCUGGAAAGGUCUCACUGGAGCAGCGCUUCCUUACCAUCACACCCACCGUCCUGGACCUGGCUCAGAGUUGUCUCCAGAUGGAUCCAGAAAGACGAUCUCAGUGUUCAGAACUGCUGGAACAUCCACUGUUCACACAAGACUCUUUCCAUAUCAGAUUUUUAGAUGAGCUGAACGUUAAGAUCCAAAAAGAUCACAGAGAAAACUCUACCCUUCCCAAAAUAACCAAAGCUCCAAGACGACAAAAGAACGACGGGGAUGAGAAGAACCUCAGAACCAAAGACAAGAAGCAACCUGAAGACGUAGAUGAGAAAGUCAACAAGGAAAAGGAGAGGAAGGAAGAAGAAAAGAUGGAGAAAACAAAAGGAAAGCAACCUUUGAAGCUUUCUAAAACUAUUCGUAACUCCUCAGAACCCUUAAUGUCGACCAAACAAUCUAAAACAUUUGGGGCCAAGGCUGUCGAUAAUGCAGUGAAAACAACUGUGGCUAUGAAAGGUAAACAUGGAAAAGCAACUGCUGUGGAUCUGAGAAAGGAACCUGAGAUUCUAAAAUUAACCAAAACCCCUACAUCUGAUUCAUUGAAGGCUAGAGAGGACAGUAACACAGUGGUAGCUAAACCGAAACAUGGGAAAGAUGCUUCCCGGGAGACAAGGGAAGAUCAUUUAAAAAACACAGAUACAAAUGAUGGAGAUUCCAGAGGCUUGAAUUCUAGUUGCUCAGACAACAUUGUGCCAAGUGUGACUGACAAACGUUUGAUGGAGAUUAGAAGAUCUUCUAUAUCGGAGCCAGGUCAAAACCUUUGGAAGAGCUGGAACAACUCAAACACAAAAGUGCCCAAAUUGUCUAAAAGCUCCACCAUGGACCAUCCAAAUAGGACUUCAUCUCCAAUGGCCUCAUCAACUAUUGAUCAUUCAGGCAUCUCCCUAACACAGAAGAAGGGUAAGUCUCCCACUACAGAGUACCCUGAAGAUACAACGUUAGUAGAGACAACCUUUACACUUGAAGCAUGUCAAAUGUCAAGCAAUGACCCUAUUAAGAUUGCUACCCCAACUAUACCUUCUUUUACCAAGACAACUACAACUUGGGAGCACCAGGCUGAUCGUUCAACCCUGGGCACAGAGCAGAGAAGGACCUUUGAAUGUCCAAAAGUCUUAUACUCAAACCCCAAACCAUCUAAGACUACCUCAAACUCUGUCCCAAAAAUAACCAAACACAACAUAUCAUUGCCCACCAGCCCUUCAAAGACUCAUACCUCAGAUCUUUCAAGGCAGUCCUCCACAGUUUUUAUAGAGGCCAGUCCAGCCACACAACCUAAAGGAACCUCAUAUUCAAAUUUGUCCAAAACCAGCUCGUCUUCCGAUACUAAACCCACAAAUUACACCUCAUGUUUACCCAACAAAUCUUCAAGAGGCCUUCCAGCAGACAGGGAACUUACAGAAGCAUUGAUCGCAACCAAAAGUCAACAGGAUAGUUGUAAUAUUUCUGAUGCGGACAUCAAGGAUCACGAAUGCUUGAAGAGCCUGGCAACUGAAACAACUCUAAACCACAUUGAUAUAUCUGAUGCUUCACGUGACUGUAACAAGAAUCCUGAACUCUCUGAGGCUUCCAGGAUCCAACAGGAGAACACUAUCUCCAAGAUCACCAGAGAGUCCAGAACAUCCAUGAAACCGAUUGAAACCCCUAAAACUAACUUAUCAGUAGGGACCACUAUUCUGAAAACAUUGAAAGUCAUGGAUAAAGAGAACAGAGAGGAUUUGGCACUUUCUUUGUCCAUCAGUGCAACAACCAAGUCUUUAUUAAAUCAAACCUCGAAGGACUCUAGAAGCAACCACCCCAAGUCGACUGACAAACGUACAAUAACUCUAAAGACUCAAAAAACUGCAUUUCCUACAGAGGCAAGAAAGAAAAGAGACGACACAACAAAUAUAUCCUUUAUCUCUACAACCACUCCAGACCUCAAGGCUUCACCAAGAAGCCUCGUCUCUUAUAACAUGGACCCUGCAGACAAUGACAAGUUUGACUUCAGUGUACCAGAUUCCUCUCCACCCCCUCCUCCUCCUCCACCCUCCUCCACUCCUCUCCUCCUCCCUCCGUCUUCCACACCCAUUAUCUCAUCCUUCUCUGUGGUCAGCCCAGCCACCAGCGAGCACCUUUGCCUGGGGUCAAGUUUCCAUCCUGCGACCCACAGCCUCAGGUGUCCAGACAAGCCGAGGCAUCACAGUGGCAUCUAUAGUCGACUGUCCAGCCACAUCACAGGAUCACUGACUACACAGGUGCCAGAGAAGAAUCUGAUCUGUGAGCGCUCCUUCCAGUCCGAUCUCUGUAAUCCUGGUCACAGCGGUGGCAUCACAGCCGCCAAAAAGAAGUCAGACGUCCAUUUCCCAGAUCUAAGAAGCUCGGUGCUGCCAGAGCUCAGAGGGAGAGAAGGCAAACACAACAAAGGCACUUCGAAGGAUCAGAGGAAAGACAAACAGCCAGUUCCUCCAUCCGAACCAUAACACCACGGACAAAACACAAACUCAUUUUAAUGUGAUGGCAAUUAAACAUUGACAUGAAUAAUCCUCCUGGCCACAAAAGCCACAACAUGUUUUCAGGUUUGUUUUAUUAUGUCAGACCUUUUUAUAGCAGCAACAGGUUACACAUUUGUGAAUACUUUUUUAAAUAAUUGUUAAACAGUUUUUCGUGGGCAUUUUAAGAAUAAAGACACUUUUUAAAGUUGAAGAAGUUGGUUUUGGUUAAUGGUAGCAUCCAAGCUAACAGCUGUAAUACAUACAUACAUCUAAGAUUUCCUCCAGUUCUUAUUAAUACAACAGGUAGCUACAAAAGUAUGCUAAAGACUGUACAAAAAAUCUCUUGCACCUGAACCUAAAAUGUAAUAAGUACCAGGAAGAACAGAAUAUCAUGGUUGCAUUUUAAGAUUCGUCGCUCGAGUCCUCUGAAGAAAACGAGACCAUUUUCGGUCUGUUUUUGUAUGUCCUUCCUGCUCUUUUCAGCAGU